Molecule: messenger RNA, 1224 nt
Organism: Caenorhabditis remanei
Lineage: Eukaryota; Metazoa; Nematoda; Chromadorea; Rhabditida; Rhabditidae
Exons: 5
Coding region: 1-1224 (407 amino acids)
Molecular function (GO): RNA binding
Source: RefSeq, a predicted model, not a curated record
AUGUCGUCAUUCUACAGUAGUGGAGACGACAACAACGGCUACAACCCGCGGAUUCACUCUCGAUACGCCGAGCGCGAAGGAUAUCAUUUGGCGUCGGGAUCCGAAGACCCACGGACCUUAUUUGUCGGAAAUCUCGAUCCAGCCAUCACCGACGAGUUCCUCGCCACACUCUUCAAUCAGAUAGGUGCAGUGACAAAAGCAAAGAUUAUUUUCGAUGGACUCAACGAUCCGUUCGCGUUCGUCGAGUUCUCGGACCACAACCAGGCGUCGCAGGCUCUCCAAUCGAUGAAUGGACGUCAACUUCUCGAGCGCGAAAUGCGAGUGAACUGGGCGGUCGAACCGAAUCAACCCGGAGAUCGUAACAAGCCAGAAACCUCUCGUCACUUCCACGUCUUCGUCGGAGAUCUCUCCGCUGAAAUAGACUCGACGAAGCUUCGCGAGGCGUUCCUCCCAUUCGGAGAAGUGUCGGAAGCGAAAAUUAUUCGAGACAAUGCGACAAACAAAGCCAAGGGAUACGGAUUUGUCUCAUACCCGAGAAGAGAAGACGCCGAGAGAGCUAUUGAGCAAAUGAAUGGCCAAUGGUUGGGACGGAGAACGAUUCGUACAAAUUGGGCGACCAGAAAGCCUGAAGAGGAAGGAGGAGAACGUCGGGAGCGAGAUAGAAAUGAAAGAGGGGAUCGACCACAUCGAGGUGAAGGACGACAUCAUCACUUCGAGAAGACGUAUGAUGAGGUGUUUAGAGAGGCGGCAGCUGACAACACGUCCGUCUAUGUUGGAAAUAUCAACUCCCUCACUGAGGAUGAGAUUCGUCGUGGCUUCGAGCGAUUCGGUCAAAUCGUCGAGGUUCGAAUCUUCAAGUCUCAAGGAUACGCCUUCGUCAAAUUCGAGCAGAAGGAGUCGGCCGCCCGUGCAAUCGUCCAGAUGAACAAUCAGGAUGUGAGCGGUCAAAUGGUUCGAUGCAGUUGGGGAAAGAGUGGAGAUGGCGGAAAAGGAGGUGGAGGUGACCGUCAUGCUUACGGUUACGGUGGAAGUGGUGGUGGAGGAUCAAGCAGCAACUUCACACCGUUCGGAUCUGGAAGUGGUCCAGCUGGAGGUCCGCCAGCGGCUGGCGGCAACAGCAGCCAGUACUGGCAGUACUAUGCCCAGUACUACAAUAAUCCACAAUUGAUGCAACAGUGGUCGAGCUACUGGCAGCAAGGGAAGCAAGGACCGCCGCCGAGUUAA